ACAACUUAAGACGGUGAGAACGGAGUGAGCACACAUUGAGAGCAGACAGAGUGGGAACACGAGAGGACCAAAAGAAUAAAGGCUUAAAAAAUCCAUCACCAACAAACAGAUAUGAUGUCAUUGUACAGGAACCUGACUGUGCUUCUCCUUUUUCUGAUUGCCGCCCUGCUACCCAGCUCCCACCUCUUUACGCACGCUGCCUCUGCCUCUCCUCCAGUCACUCGUCCUCGCAUCAAUUACACUUCCUUAGAUGACUAUGAAGAUGAAGUGUUCGUCAAGAAGACCACUCCUGUCAGAAGUGGUCCGCCACAGCUUUGCAAAUUCGACUCCUGCUCAGAGAAUCAGGAGCCAUGUGAUGUCCUUGAAGCUAAACACGGGUGCCUCUGUCCCGGGGUCAGUAGGGCAAAUGUGCCUCCUCAUGCACCCCGCAUCCAAGCGCUACUGCCAAUCAAUGCAGGGGCUGACAGCGGGAAGCUAGAGAUCCAGUGGUGUGCUCCAUCUUCCGUGGUGUCUGGGUACAGAGUGGUGAUAGAGGGAAGUGAAGGUGACGCCUUUGAGUUCAGAGACGCUGCACGAAGAGGAGUGAUCAGAACAGUCGAAGUUGGGACUAAGGUGUGUGUGGAGGCGGUAAACAAUGCAGGAAGCAGCACCCCCUCAGCUUUCUCAUGUAUGCGGUUUGACCAUUCUGAAUCUUCAGACCAUAAAAUCCUGGCUGGAGUCAUAGGUGGAGGAGUCACACUCCUUUUAAUUCUUAUCAUUGUAGCUGUGAUCCUCUGGAAGUAUACGACGAAUAAGAAGGCAAAGGGAGACUCAACAGAUGGACUGGGGAACCCUACUUACAGCACAGAGGGGACUCUGUGAUCCAGUUUAGUUCUGUACAGACAAUUCAUUCCUUUACACUGAAUAGGCCCGUUAAGACAGGCUCUGGAGGGGCCUUAAAUCAGGGAAGGCAAUGCUGUAAUCAUGAACAAAAAACAAAAUAGUUCUAGUUUUUUGUUCAUUGUAGAAUAAAGAAGUUGUUUACACUCUUGUUUAGGGAUAUUUAAACAUAAUGGGAUCAAGAUGAGUGUAAUUUAUUGAAUAACACGAACUAAAGGGUAAUUCUUUUAAAAAGUGGUACGAUCAAGGCUAAUUUGCGGGCAAAUUAACCUUUGUAAAUUUAAUGUAGUCUUGUUUUUUUUUAUCUUAUCAUGGCUGGAUUUGAUUGUUGAAUUCAUUUUGUACUUACUGACCUGAGCUUUUGUAAUAAAAUAAAACGUAUUUUAAUAAAUUC
Molecule: messenger RNA, 1273 nt
Organism: Labrus bergylta (ballan wrasse)
Lineage: Eukaryota; Metazoa; Chordata; Actinopteri; Labriformes; Labridae
Product: LRRN4 C-terminal-like protein
Source: RefSeq, a predicted model, not a curated record